GUUAAACCUACGUCCACCGUCUACUAUACUACAGCUGACCUCAACGUUCAACGUUCUUCAACACCUGCCUCGUUUCGGCGGUCCGAAGUUUGGACAUCACGACGAUUACUAGCGUGCCUGUGCCGCAGUCACUCGAAGUGAUGUCGACGUCCGGGCAGAUGGACGGAACUCCGAAUGAAUGCAUCCCUCUACCGCCAGAACUUACCUCCCAGAUCAUACACCUGCUACCCAGAAAUAGCAGGCGGGUAUGCCUCUUCGUAUCGCGGCGAAUGCACGACCUCGCCUCUGGUAUUCGCGAGUGUCACCAUCCAUCUCGGCGCAUGGGAGGCACAUUGCCCCGAGGAAUAUUUAUCUGCGGAGAUUCUACACCAUAUCGCUCACGACUCACAAUUUGCUGGAGUGGUGAGAAGGCUUGAGGCGCGUGCUUUCGAGCAUCACCUUGACUGUGAGUUUUUUGAGAAUUGCGGCUAUGUCAUGUCCGAACCAGGGCCUUUAUUGCCGGCUAUAGAUGUGCUUUCCAACCUGCGAUCCAUCGCAUGGUACGGGAUCUGCCCUGUUCCUUCGCCGGAGAUCAUCAUUAGACUUGCGAAAGCAUGUCCAUUGCUCCACUCAAUCGCCCUACCGUAAGCGUAGUCCAGAACGAUGUUUCAGUCAUUUUAAAUAAUCAUCUUGAA
Rhodofomes roseus is the source of this 674-nucleotide messenger RNA. RefSeq lists its product as uncharacterized. NCBI's taxonomy places the organism in Eukaryota, Fungi, Basidiomycota, Agaricomycetes, Polyporales, Fomitopsidaceae. The coding region runs from base 175 to 627 and encodes 150 amino acids. The record is from RefSeq and is a predicted model, not a curated record. The transcript has 4 exons.